GGGACGUUUUUUUUUGUUUCCUCUGGCACAGGGUGAGGCAGGACACUCCUCAAGAGCCUCCCUGGAAAAGCUUGUCAGCAAUGUGUGGGCUAGUGAGUGCAGAGGGGAGGGGGAGGCACUAAGACCCUGUGGCCUCUGAAUGAGGGAGGGGGAGGCACAGGAAAAGCUUUGCAAGUUACAGUUGACUUUUUUUGCCUCCUUGAUUUAUCUGGGAAGGGACAGGGGGCUGAGAUCAGAGGCACCUCGGCUAAUCCCCACUGCUCACUGCGCAGAUCAGCCUCAUUGGGAAGCUAUUAGCGCAAAGGGGAAAUGUUCACAUGCAGCAGGAUCAGAUAAACAGUUCCAGAGAUAUUGGGGCAGCAGCAGCAGCAGCAGCUCCACAGAACAGGGGUCAGUGCAGAGCCACACAGCUGCUUAAACCUGCUAGUGCCAACUGAAUAUCUAGGCAUGCAGCUGUGAGCACAGACAUGGAGCGAAUCAAAGUUCUGGAUCAACUGCUGCCGGAGCUAAAUGUUCUUCUGAAGCUUCUGGAUCACGAGUUCCUGAGCGCUACGACCCGAGAAAAGCAAAGUGCAGUGUGCAGUAUCCUGCGCCAGCUUCAGCCAGCACCUGGAGAUGAGUUGGACUUCCAGUAUAUGAACACCGCUGCUUAUCACAAUGGCACCAGCUUUGUGGAAUCUCUGUUUGAGGAGUUUGAUUGUGACCUGCAUGAUUUACAGGACAUGCAGGAGGAAUACAGGGACAGCAGUGAGAAUGUGUCCUGCCAGGUUCCUCCACCUCCAUCUGCACCGCCACCGCCUCUGCCCACCACUCCACCACCAGAGGAUUAUUAUGAAGAGGCAGUGCCCCUUGGGCCUGGCAAAUUCACAGAAUACAUCACCCGAAAUAGUUCCAGUCCUCCAAACUCUAUAGAAGAUGGUUAUUAUGAGGAAGCAGAUAACAAUUACCCUAUGACUCAGAUUAAUGGAGAACAGAAAAAUUCCUAUAACGAGUCUGAUGGUCUGAGCAGUUCAUAUGAGUCAUACGAUGAGGAAGAUGAAGAAGGGAAGGCUCAGCGUCUCAUGCUCCAGUGGCCAUCACAGGAAGCUUCUCUCCACCUUGUUCGAGAUAGCAGAAUUUGUGCUUUUCUCCUUCGCAAGAAGCGCUUUGGCCAGUGGGCAAAACAGUUGACACUUAUUAAAGAUAACAAGCUGCUGUGUUACAAAAGCUCCAAGGACCGUCAGCCUCACCUGGAGAUCCCUUUGGCCCUGUGUAAUGUGGCCUAUGUGCCCAAGGAUGGAAGGCGCAAGAAGCACGAGCUGCGUUUCUCUCUUCCCAAUGGGGAAAUGUUGGUUUUGGCUGUGCAGAGUCGGGAGCAGGCUGAGGAAUGGUUGAGGGUAAUAAAACAAGUUAUCAGCCCAAGCACAGGAAGUUCUCCAGCCUCUCCAGCCCUCAGGCACAAACUAUACCUGGACAAGAGGCUGUCCCAUGAUAAGACAUCUGACUCAGAUAGUGCAGCAAAUGGAGAGAACAGCUCUCUCAGCAGCGGGAAGGAGAACCGUGACACAGGGAAAUGUCGGAAGGGGGGUUUGGCGGAACUGAAAGGGUCCAUGAGUCGAGCUGCGGGUAAGAAGAUCACUAGGAUUAUCAGCUUCUCCAAAAAGAAGCAAUCUUCUGAAGAACAUCACACUUCAUCUACUGAAGAAGAGGUUCCCUGCUGUGGCUAUCUCAAUGUGCUAGUAAACCAGUGCUGGAAGGAACGCUGGUGUCGCUUAAAGGGCCACACACUCUAUUUUCACAAGGACGGCAAUGACUUACGUACACACAUUAAUGCCAUUGCGCUGCGUGGCUGCGAUGUGUCACCAGGGCUUGGUCCUCGACAUCCCUUUGCUUUCCGUAUCCUACGACAGGGUCAGGAGGUUACUGCUCUAGAGGCCAGCUGUUCAGAAGAAAUGGGGCGUUGGCUGGGGCUCCUUUUGGCUCAGACCGGCUCUAAAACCAAGCCAGAGGCCUUGCACUAUGAUUAUGUGGAUGUGGAAACGAUAGCCAACAUUGUAACUGCUGUGCGUCACUCCUUCCUGUGGGCAACAUCAUCACACAGCAGCAGCAGCGACUCGCGACUCUAUGACGACGUAUCAUAUGAGAAGGUGGAAGACCCCAAGCGGGCCCCUGCAGUUGCACAGGUAAAACGCCAUGCCUCCUCCUGCAGUGAGAAAUCCCGACGGGUAGAGUCUGAGGUUAAAGUGAAACGCCAUGCAUCCAAUGCUAACCAGUACAAAUAUGGCAAAACAAGGGCUGAGGAAGAUGCCCGGAAAUUCAUUGUUGAAAAAGAGAAGCUUGAAAAGGAAAAGGAAGCCAUCCGGAGCAAGCUGUUUGCCUUGAAAAGGGAGAGGAGGGAACUGAAGGAGAAGCUGAAGAACUGCUCAGGAAAGCAACAGCAGGAGAUGGAGGCAAGGCUGGCUAUGCUGGAGGAGCAGUGCAAGAACAAUGAGAAAGCUCGUGUAGACUUGGAGAUACAACUCACAGAGGUGAAAGAAAACCUAAAGAAAUCCCUGGCUGGAGGGCCGACGCUUGGCUUAACUGUAACUGGCAAGCCUGAAAACCCACCUGAAAAAAGCCAGAAGACAAGCAGCCCACUGGAACGCCUUGUGCCUGUUAACAGUGCGGCUGAGAUGAGGCGUAGAGCUCCAUCCAUUGAGGCAUCCAACAAAGGCAAAGUGCUGCAAAAGGCCAAGGAGUGGGAGAAGAAGAAACCCUAGAGAAAUCCCCCCCCCCCAGUUCUUUUGGUCAUGAGAAAAGGCACAACGUGAUUUUCUGAAUAUCAGAUAUGGAGGACAUUGUAGUGAUGGAACCUGGUCUGAAACGUCUUUUCAAUCACUGACUAUACAGAGUUAAAAAAAAACUUACUGUGGAACACUGGAAGCCAAUUGAGCUAUAUAGGAGCUCCCAAACAUUUCUGUAUUAUAAAUUGCAUGUGUACGUUAAUAUCCUAAGGAAAUGGGGACAUGAAUGCCACAGUGAGGAGUUUGCCACUGGGGAUUUCAUAAUCCCAAUAGGAAAAUUGGGAUACACCAUUUUUGGUUAAGGCUGGAACUAAACUUUGAUUACAGUAAUAACUGAUCAGGUUAUAGACAGGGAAGUGCAAUUGGGAUGUAUUUGUCUAGAUGGAGGAGAAGAGAAACAAAAGAAAUAUACUAAAAUCAAGACUUGAUGGCAAACAUAUUUAUUAGUGGCCCUGGGGUAUGGAUCCUAGAUUGAAACUGACACAGAGUGGAAUGCAAGUACUCAUAGUGAAGGUCAAAAUAAUGGGAAUUAUUGCAAAGCUUGAGAGUUUAUAUUUUAGGGACUAUUGAAUGUGAUCGUACUUCUGCACUACAUUUCUGAGCAGUUUCUAAGAACAGAAUAUAACCUAUUCAUACAUGUGGUUAAUGCUACAUUUCACGAGUUUUGCCCCAACUUUUUUUUCCGUCAAUUUAAGGGGAAAUACAUUGAAAUAAAACUUUGUGUACAAAUAGAGUAAAUAUUUUCUACAUCACUGUACAUGUAUAUACUGUGUACAUUGUAGUGGUGGCCUUUGUGAGGAAAGCCUGUCACCUGCCUGCAGAUACUGCCAGUUAGUGAGGGCAGAUGCUGGUGGCUCAGAGGAUGCCAGCUUGUGUGUUGGUACUAACAAGUAGCGAUGCACUGCCUCCAUAAUUUUCUUUUUUAGGCAAAUACUGAACCCUCCAGUUGUCUCUGUGUUUAAAGUGCCUUGACUGCAAGUUUUUGGUUUGGCCAAUAAGGAAUCUUGCUUAAAAAGCACUAGGAUUUAGCAGAAUGUAAAAACAAAUGUUAAUUUAGUGCAUCUCUGCAAACAAGAUCAUGAUUCCAAGAUCAUGAAUCCAAGUUUGUACCAAGUACUAUAGAAAGAAAGCAGCAGUAAGUGUGUGUGUGUGCGGUGGGGAAUGGUAGAGUAGAAAUGGUGCUCUUAUCAAGGUCGUUCUAGUUGGCUCACUCAGGACUAUUAAAGGACGUUUAAGAAAGACUGUGAGCAUAAAGCCUUUGAUCCCCUUAUAAAGGAUCCAGAUAACCCAUUAACAUCCCUGUGGAAAGACUCCAGCAAACUGUGUGGAAAGUAGUUUGGGGCCAUGUCUGCUUUACACUUCUAAUUGUGCAUUUUAUGUACAGAGAGUUCUAUGCACUUUAAGGAUCUUCAAUCUUUUUUUUCCAAUAAAAUAAAGAUGUACAGAC
Molecule: messenger RNA, 4209 nt
Organism: Xenopus laevis (African clawed frog)
Lineage: Eukaryota; Metazoa; Chordata; Amphibia; Anura; Pipidae
Gene: afap1l1.L
Product: actin filament associated protein 1 like 1 L homeolog
Exons: 18
Coding region: 468-2738 (756 amino acids)
Cellular component (GO): cytosol; podosome; cytoplasm
Molecular function (GO): SH3 domain binding
Source: RefSeq, a predicted model, not a curated record